Messenger RNA from Vespa mandarinia (Asian giant hornet), 2942 nucleotides. Its product is annotated as prestin. Gene Ontology annotation, biological process: transmembrane transport. Lineage: Eukaryota; Metazoa; Arthropoda; Insecta; Hymenoptera; Vespidae. Gene Ontology annotation, cellular component: membrane. The record is from RefSeq and is a predicted model, not a curated record.
AUUACGUAACAUUACAAUAUCUCAUAGUCGUGUCAUAUUGCGUAAAAUAUAAUUAUUAUUGUGAUUACGAUUUAAUAAAAUGAUAAUGAUGUAGGAUAAAAGAAAAAAAAAAAACAAACAAAAAUUGAAAAAAAAAAGAAAGAAAAGAAAAAUAAUUAUGAUUAUCAACGCAAUAGGAUAUAUAAUCAAUGAUAUUAUAAAGAAACAUACACAAGUACCUUUAGAUCACGGGAUAACUCGUGACUGAGCGAAUGUUCGGAUUAGAAGAAGGAUUUAACACAUGUGUCGUUUAAUAUAAUGACAUAAUAAAGAUAAAUCGUAUAAAUGUUUACAUUUGUGAGAAUAUUUUUAUGAUACAUCAAUGAAAGCUAACGAAGGAAUUUAUAAAAGUUAACCACGAAUUUUUAUUUGAGAAAUGCUAUCAUUUCUAAUGAAUCCGUCAAUCUUGAAAGAUAGAAUUUUUAAAUUCGUGUCAUUGUUACAAACUCGUAUCAUUUGACGAGAAAAAUUUUUUUAUAAAUAAAACGUCUACAGUGAUUUUUAUUCAUCUUGUAAUAAUAAAAAAAAUUUAGUUUCUUUAAAUAACUGAAAUAAUAUGGAGAAACAGGAUGACGUAUUGUUGCAAUUGCGAGUUGAAAGACCCCUUUAUGAACAAGAAACAUUAAACUUGGAUUAUUGUUAUGAACGACCCAGAACAUCUCCUUUAUAAUUUGCAGUGACUCAGUAUAUAAAAGAAUUUGUGAAAUGUAAAAAUUGGAAAUCAUGCAUUAGUUCAUCGAUACCAGCUGUGACAUGGCUUAAACGAUAUAGAUGGAAAGACGAUUUGGUUUAUGAUAUGAUUUCUGGUUUAACCGUAGCUAUCAUGCAUAUUCCACAAGGAAUGGCCUAUGCACUUUUAGGAAAUUUACCACCUGUAGUUGGAAUAUACAUGGCAUUCUUUCCAGUUUUAGUAUAUUUUUUUUUUGGCACAUCGAAGCAUGUAUCGAUGGGAACAUUUGCUGUUGUUUGUCUUAUGACUGGUAAAGCUGUGACAUCGUACUCAGUACCAUUAAAUGAUCAUCAAAAUGUUACAACAUUUACACAAAUGGACAAAGAAUAUAAUUCAUAUACAUCAAUUCAAGUAGCAACAGCAGUUACAUUAUCAGUUGGUAUAUUCCAAAUCAUAAUGUAUAUAUUUCGAUUAGGAGUUAUAAGCACAUUACUUAGUGAAACAUUAGUCAAUAGCUUUACUACAGGUGCUGCGAUCCAUGUUCUGCUAUCACAGAUCAAAGAUCUAUUAGGUUUAAAACUGCCAAAACAGAAAGGUUACUUUAAACUUAUUCAAACUGUUAUAAGUAUAGCCAAAGAAAUAUCAAAUAUAAAUGUUGCGUCUGCAAUUGUAUCAACAAUAGCAAUUAUUAUUAUGGUCUUUAAUAAUGAAUUUAUAAAACCAUGGGCUGGAAAAAAAUGUGGUGUUCCUAUACCCAUAGAACUUAUUGCUGUUGUUAGCGGUACCUUGGUGUCUAAAUAUGGCAAUUUAACCGAAGUAUACAACAUUCAAAAUGUGGGACACAUUCCUACAGGAUUACCAACAGCAGAAUUACCAACGUUAGAAUUAUUGCCUUUAGUUGCAGUAGAUAGUAUUGCAAUAACUAUGGUUUCUUAUACAAUCACCAUGUCAAUGGCUUUAAUAUUUGCUCAAAAACUUAAUUAUGAAGUAGACUCGAAUCAAGAACUAUUCGCUAUGGGAGUCAGCAAUAUAGUUGGAUCUUUUUUUUCAUGUAUGCCAUUUUCUGCAUCUUUAAGCAGAUCUCUAAUCCAACAAACAGUAGGUGGUCGUUCUCAGAUCGCUAGUAUUGUAUCGUGUUCCAUACUAUUGAUCAUUCUUUUAUGGAUAGGUCCUUUCUUUGAACCACUUCCAAGAUGUAUUUUAGCUUCAAUUAUAGUAGUAGCAUUAAAAGGAAUGUUACAACAAGCCACACAAUUAAUUAAGUUUUGGAAAUUAAGUAAAUCCGAUGCUAUAAUAUGGAUUGUAACAUUCUUGAUUGUAAUACUAGUUAGUAUCGAUAUAGGACUAUUAGCAGGAUUGAUAGUUUCACUUGCAAGUGUAUUAUUGCAAAGUAUUAGACCAUAUACAUGUUUAUUAGGUCACAUACCAAAUUCAGAUUUAUAUUUAGAUCUUAAUAGAUACAAAGCGGCAAAGGAAAUAGAAGGAAUCAAAAUUUUUCAUUACUCUGGAAGUUUAAAUUUCGCGAAUAGAGCUCAUUUCAAAUCUGAAGUCUAUAAAUUGAUUGGUAUUAAUCCACAAAAAGUUAUUAGACAAAGAUUAAAGCUUAAACAAAAAAAUAUUCAUUUAGAUGAACAGGAUUUUGAACAUAAGGAUGGUUUACGUUGUAUUAUUAUGAAUAUGAGUGCAGUUAGUUACAUAGAUCCGGCAGGUGUUAAUGUAAUACAUGCAGUAGCUUCAGAAUUUAGUGAAAUUCAAAUACAUUUUUAUUUAGCCAGUUGUACGAGUCCAAUAUUUGAGAUGAUAAAAAAAUGUGAAAUGUAUACAUAUAAAGAACUCUCAUUUAAAAUUUUUGCAACUAUAGAAGAUGCUGUAUCUUAUUCUCGAUCUGCUCUUUUAUCAAGAUGACCAUAUAAUACAUUGUACUUAAGAAUAUAUCAAUAUAUUAUUUUAAAAUGAGAUAUAAUUAAAAAAUAUUAUUUUUGCAUAAUACUUCAAUUAUUUUGUUGACAAUGAGAGGUCAAAUCAUGUAUACUUUGCACAUGUUAAUAGAGCAAAUCAAUUCGAAUUUCUAAUAUAAAAUAUAUCCUUGUACUUAGAUUUUUUAUCAUGUGAUAUAAAAAUUACAAAUGUACAUUAUUUACACUUAAAAAGCAUUUGACAAAUGCUAAGCCUUAUGUACAUAAUAUACAUGACAGUAAUUCAAUAAAAUUAAAGAAAUAUAUUUUUAGAACUA